Messenger RNA from Protopterus annectens (West African lungfish), 3233 nucleotides. Its product is annotated as potassium voltage-gated channel subfamily A member 1-like. The record is from RefSeq and is a predicted model, not a curated record. Gene Ontology annotation, biological process: potassium ion transmembrane transport; protein homooligomerization. The coding region runs from base 561 to 2048 and encodes 495 amino acids. NCBI's taxonomy places the organism in Eukaryota, Metazoa, Chordata, Ceratodontiformes, Protopteridae. Gene Ontology annotation, cellular component: voltage-gated potassium channel complex; juxtaparanode region of axon; neuronal cell body. The transcript has a single exon. Gene Ontology annotation, molecular function: protein binding; delayed rectifier potassium channel activity.
CAAUUCUGCAGGUAAAACCCACCAGCAAUAGAUUCUGUCUAGGUUCGCACUGAAUGCAUCCGUCCUGUAAACGGCAGAGGAAUAUUACUGAAAGGGAGUUGGGGCUAGAAUUAAUAACUGGUGCAUGAUUGGAGUGCAAGGUUGGUGGGGGAGGGGACGGGUGCUUACAUUUUGGGAUUCUAAUGAAAUUCGUUUGCUAUGUACUUCUUUAUGCUCUGCAGCAUCGGCAUAGUGCAGCAAGGCACUAUUUGGUUACCUUACGUGGUCGGCGAAAAUACCGUGGGAGAAGAGAGUGGAAAUUGCUGAGCUGGCAAGAAGAGCUCACUUCGAUCCAUUUUUAAACUGUAGUGUGACAAGCAAGGAGCAGCAGAAAAGGCGAUGGUCGAGUCUGCUAGAAAUGCAGGAGCGGCAGCAGUGGCAAUAACCCUGCACUGAAAAAAGAAGCUUCUGCAGAGCCAAGCUGGGGUCCAAUCCAGGCAGGGACCACCAAGCGCUGCAGGGACAGCGGCAGCGACAGGGACCCCCGAAAGAGACUCCUGGUCCCUUCCAACACGCUAAAGAUGACGGUGGUAACCGCAGAUAUCAUGGACGAGACCUCCGCCCUGCCAGGGCAUCCGCAGGACAGUUACCAACCGGACCAUCACAUCGACCACGACUGUUGCGAGCGGGUUGUAAUAAACAUUGCAGGUUUACGGUUCGAAACCCAGCUGAAGACUCUAGCACAAUUCCCCAAUACAUUGUUGGGCAACCCCAAAAAGAGAAUGCGAUACUUCGACCCUUUGCGCAACGAAUACUUUUUUGACCGGAACCGACCCAGUUUCGACGCUAUUCUGUACUACUACCAGUCCGGUGGCAGACUACGGAGACCUGUCAACGUGCCCCUGGACAUGUUCUCCGAGGAAAUCAAGUUCUAUGAACUGGGCCCGGAGGCAAUGGACAAGUUUCGAGAAGAUGAGGGUUUUAUCCGAGAAGAGGAGCGCCCUUUGCCAGAAAAUGAGUAUCAGCGCCAGGUCUGGCUCCUUUUCGAGCAUCCUGAAAGCUCUGGACCUGCAAGGAUCAUCGCCAUAAUCUCUGUCAUGGUCAUUCUCAUAUCCAUUGUGAUAUUCUGCCUGGAAACCUUACCUGAUCUCAAAUAUCUACAGCCAGAGGACAGGAUCCAGGAGAUUGGUAACACCACUAUCCGCAUUAAGAGGAACAUAUUCUUCAAUCCCUUCUUUGUUGUGGAAACGCUCUGUAUUAUCUGGUUUACUUUUGAAUUAGGAGUUCGUUUUGUCGCCUGUCCAAGCAAGGCAGAGUUCUCAAAGAACAUCAUGAACAUUAUUGACAUUGUGGCUAUUAUCCCCUAUUUCAUUACUCUAGGCACUGAGCUUGCCAAUGAUGAGACCGCCACAGUUGAACAGAAAGGGGACCAGGCCACUUCCCUAGCUAUUCUGAGGGUCAUCAGACUGGUAAGAGUCUUUAGAAUAUUCAAGCUAUCCAGACACUCUAAAGGGCUUCAAAUCUUGGGCCAGACCCUUAAGGCUAGCAUGAGGGAACUGGGACUCUUAAUCUUUUUCCUUUUCAUUGGAGUCAUCCUAUUCUCUAGUGCUAUCUACUUCGCAGAAUUUGAGCAUCCAGACACUUAUUUCACGAGUAUCCCCGAUGCAUUCUGGUGGGCGGUAGUAUCCAUGACUACGGUGGGCUACGGUGACACGGUUCCUGUGACAAUUGGAGGUAAGAUCGUGGGGUCGCUUUGUGCCAUCGCAGGCGUGCUGACAAUUGCCUUGCCUGUACCUGUCAUCGUGUCCAACUUCAACUACUUUUACCACCGAGAAACAGAAGGAGAGGAGCAGGCUCAGCUGCUCCGCACAAGUUCACCCAACCUGGCCACCCAGAGCGACGCCAGCCGUCGCAGUUCGUCCACCUUCAGCAAGUCCGAGUACAUGGAGAUCGAAGAAGACCUCCACAAUAGUAUAGAUAAUUUAAGGGAGGCCACUCUCAGAACUGGCAAUUGCACUCUAGUCAAUCAAAACUGCGUUAACAAAAGCAAACUCCUGACCGAUGUUUAAUUCAUUUAAAUACAAUCACCCUAUUUCAGUUUGGGGAGAUUGGGGGGCUUCAUCUAAAGCCCCCCGCCCCAGCUAGAUACUGUAAUAACCGUGGAAUGCGUCCUGUACCUCGUAAAUGCAUUGUUGCAUUAUGGUUACUAUAGAUAUGUGUCUAUACUUUUUCGCUCUGCAGUAUGCAAGACUUGUCAGGAUGUGAAAAAUGCAAACGCUCUUUUUUAACGGUUUGUUUUAAAUGGAAAUUUUCUAGUACGCGAGCGAAAAACAGUUAAAACCAUAGAUUUACUGUGACAGAAUACCCUCUUUUUCUGAAAGAGGUGCUUUGCCCCCUAGUUUUUGCCUGGCAACUUUUUAUCAAUAAUAAUCUUACAAUAAGCUACGAAUAGAAAAUACACCCAUAAUAUUGCAGAUAAAUUAUGCAUGAAAUUUACUGUAGUCUUCUGCUAACAGCAUAUUGCAUCCUGAGUGAGAAUGCAACCCUCCCCUAAACACGACUAAUUUCUGCUUUUCUGCCGUGGACAUCUGCAAGUACCGGCAUAUAUUGAUCAAUGCAUCUCACUUUGUGAAUGGCAGUUCUGUUAACUGAAAAGUGAUGGAAACCCUAGUUGCCCAUUUAAGGACAUUACCUAUCUGUAAUCCGUCCCCAUAUGAACACUUUUAAUAUUCCAUCAGACUUUAUAACACUGCUUUUCACACCAUUCCUCACCCCACCCCCAACAUCUGCAAUGCUGCUAUAUAUGUUUUUUUCUGCAGAUGCUGUAACUUAGAUUCACACAGAAAUGGGAUGCAGAGGUCUGAAAGCAACACAGCACAAUGAAAAAUCCUUUAAAUAUUAAGAAAAGCAUGAUGUGAUAACAGUCUUUUCUAAAUAGCAUGCCUUUAAAACUUUACCUCAUAUACUAGAGAAUAUGAUUUAAUUUAGACUGAUUGCAGGUCUUUGCUCUCUUUCUCAUUUGCAUUCACCAGAAGUGCACUCCUUAUUUAUAAAUAAUUUAUGAGUUAUUUAAAAGACCUUAAGUGCUGAAUGUACAGGACUUAUGGAAAUAAUUUAUUUUUGAGUGAUCAAAGCAUGUUCAAUACUAAGCAUUAUGGCCUAUUUGAGCAAAGGUGUACAAUAUGGACUAAUCUGUGCAUGACUUGGAUUUUACAAGCACUUGAAUGAUAUGAGGGACUUUUUUAUAAAUAUAU